AUGGCUUCCCAACAAGCUUUGACCGAAAUUGCAGCCUGGGUCGACGAUCAGCUGGAAUUGUUUCGGCUAGCUAUUACGGAUGAGAAUUGGAAAGCUGUCGCGGAUAUCAAGACAUAUUUCUGUGCAUCACACGACGCUUUUAUCCGGGUGCAUCAAAUGAUUGUGCGUCAGGAUGUCAUCGCCGCUGUAAAGUCAACUCACUCCAGCUCCGGUCGGUCAGAGCAUCACACACGGGGCGGACGAACCAGCAACUCGGACAAGCGCAUUCCGAUUCCGCUUGAAGUUCGGCAGGCGCUUCCAAAACAAGGCAACCAGCAGAUUUGCCUGAGAUUUCUAUCUGCCCAAGGCUGCCGGAGAAAGAACGGCAACUGUGUAAUCAAGCAUCUUUGCCAUUUCAAGCCGGCAGCGCUGCCGGAAAAUGUACGCGACUUCCUUACCAAGAACUACGGAGGCCUUUCCGCAGACAUACAGUGA
This is a messenger RNA of Phytophthora sojae, 474 nucleotides long. RefSeq lists its product as hypothetical. NCBI's taxonomy places the organism in Eukaryota, Oomycota, Peronosporomycetes, Peronosporales, Peronosporaceae. The record is from RefSeq and is a predicted model, not a curated record. The transcript has a single exon. The coding region runs from base 1 to 474 and encodes 157 amino acids.